Molecule: messenger RNA, 1307 nt
Organism: Magallana angulata
Lineage: Eukaryota; Metazoa; Mollusca; Bivalvia; Ostreida; Ostreidae
Product: protein YIF1B-B-like
Exons: 10
Coding region: 110-1042 (310 amino acids)
Biological process (GO): endoplasmic reticulum to Golgi vesicle-mediated transport
Cellular component (GO): endoplasmic reticulum-Golgi intermediate compartment; COPII-coated ER to Golgi transport vesicle; endoplasmic reticulum membrane
Source: RefSeq, a predicted model, not a curated record
ACGAAACCAGUUAACAAAUGAAAUUGGAAACGAGGCUGAAAUCUGUCUGUGUGUCAUGCCAGCUCAGUGAUCAAUAAAAGUAUUUUCUGUUUUCGGCGUAAUUAAAACCAUGGACGUUCCAUCGGAAUUCAGAAAUCCUGGUAAAAGGAGACCAAAGAAAGGAGGCACCAGACCACAGCUGUAUGAAGACACAAGCAUGCAGCCACCUCCUUCAGAGUAUGGUGCUCAUCAUGGGCAAGGGAUAAAUAUGGAAGGCUACAACCCCUCAGGUUAUGGAGGACCCCCAGGUGCCGGACAGUUUCCUGGGGCCCAGUAUCUCAAUGACCCCAUGGCGAACAUGGCCAUGCAGUAUGGACAGUCUUUGGCAGGCCAAGGCACAGACUUCGUCCACAAAAACCUUGAAAAAUAUGUGUCAACGUCUCGGGUGAAGUAUUAUUUUGCUGUAGAUACCACAUACGUAAUGAAAAAGCUGGGGAUGUUGUGUUUUCCUUUCACCCAUUCUGACUGGUCAAUAAAAUUUAACCAGGAUCAGCCAGUGGCCCCUAGAGAUGACAUCAAUGCUCCAGAUUUAUAUAUACCAUCCAUGGCAUUUGUCACAUACAUCCUCAUAGCUGGAGUGGUACUGGGAACAUACAAUAAAUUUACUCCAGAGCAGCUUGGGAUACAGACAAGCUCUGCAUUGGUGUGGCUCAUCUUAGAAUUACUUAUCCUAAACAUGAGCCUCUACAUCAUGAACCUAAAAACAGAUCUAAAAUAUCUAGAUAUUGUAGCAUAUUGUGGAUACAAAUUUGUGGGAAUGAUAGUGUGUUUAUUGGCGGGAAUGGUAUUCCAGUCUACAGGGUAUUACGGCACCUUGCUGUGGUUCAGCAUAACAAUAGCUUUUUUCUUGGUCCAAACUCUGCGAGUCAAGAUAUUGCCCCACUCAGAAGACAGCAACUACUCCCGAGGGAGCAAACGGAGCCUCUAUCUUAUCCUCUCCAUAUCCCUCCUCCAGCCCGUGAUGAUGUGGUGGCUAACGGGAUACAUCAUGUUCACAAAAUGACGCUCUUUCAGGCAUAAAUGGUUGACUUGUUCACUUCAUGACAUGUAAUGGUGAUCUCGAAUUUUUUGCGAGAAACUUUGUAUGGUUUUGAAAUUCUUAUGAAUUAUGAAUUGGUACUGUGGAUAUGUGAAUUGUGCAAAAGAAAUUGUGAUUGUGUGAGGACGUAUAUGGGAUUAUAUUUGCUUAAUUUUAUGUUGAUAUACAUGUAUUUGUGCCAAAGUUGUACAAUGAGUGCAUGAUGUAAGAUUAAAUACAUAUUGCUGCA